This is a messenger RNA of Poecilia latipinna (sailfin molly), 4556 nucleotides long. Its product is annotated as basement membrane-specific heparan sulfate proteoglycan core protein-like. NCBI's taxonomy places the organism in Eukaryota, Metazoa, Chordata, Actinopteri, Cyprinodontiformes, Poeciliidae. Gene Ontology annotation, biological process: cell surface receptor signaling pathway; immune response. The record is from RefSeq and is a predicted model, not a curated record. Gene Ontology annotation, molecular function: transmembrane signaling receptor activity. The transcript is spliced from 21 exons. The coding region runs from base 1 to 4020 and encodes 1339 amino acids. Gene Ontology annotation, cellular component: external side of plasma membrane.
AUGGGCCACAUCUCGCUCUGUGUGCUGGGCUUUUUCUCAGAUAAACCCAGAGCCACACUGACAGCAGACAGAACAAUCAUACCACUAGGGGGCAGCGUAACACUGACCUGCUCAGUGGACGGAUCUGAUGACUGGAAGUUUGACUGGUUCAGAAAUCGGAAACAAUAUUCUGUAGAUCUGAUCAGAGGAAACACUGAACCAUUCAGAGUCUCAGAGGGAGGAGUUUACAGCUGUAGAGGAGGAAGAGGAGGAAGAGGAGAUCCAGUUUUUCAAACAGAAACAAGCAAUGAAGUCUCUAUUCAGAAAACUGUUUCCAAGCCGACUGUGACCCAGCAACCCAACUGGCCUGUUUAUAGAGGAGAGACGGUCACUCUGAGAUGUGAGAUCCAAGGAGGAGGAGGAACUCAGUGGACGUAUGAAUGGAGACCAACCAAUAGAAACUCUCCAACAUCGAGUGAAUACAGGAUCAACAGAGUGUCUGAGUCUGACAAUGGAGAAUACAGUUGCAAGGCUAAAAGAGGUCAUCAGCUCACAGAUUGGAGUGACGCCUUCAGACUGACUGUGAGAUCAGAUAAACCCAGAGCCACACUGACAGCAGACAGAACAAUCAUACCACUAGGGGGCAGCGUAACACUGACCUGCUCAGUGGACAAAUCUGUUGACUGGAAGUUUGACUGGUUCAGAAAUGGACAACAAUAUUCUGCAGAUCUGAUCAGAGGAAACACUGAACCACACAGAGUUAUCAGCGUCUCAGAGGGAGGAGUUUACAGCUGCAGAGGAGGAAGAGGAGAUCCAGUUUUUCAAACAGAAACAAGCAAUGAAGUCUCUAUUCAGAAAACUGUGUCCAAGCCGACUGUGACCCUGCAUCCCAACUGGCCUGUUUAUAGAGGAGAGACGGUCACUCUGAGAUGUGAGAUCCAGAGAGGAGAAGGAACUCAGUGGACGUAUGAAUGGAGAACGACGAAUAGAAACUCUGCAACAUCCAGCGAAUACAGGAUCAACAGAGUUUCUGAGUCUGACAGAGGAGAAUACAGAUGUAAGGCUAAAAGAGGUCGUCAGCUCACAGAAUGGAGUGACACCUUCAGACUGACUCUGAGAUCAGAUAAACCCAGAGCCACACUGACAGCAGACAGAACAGUCAUACCACUAGGGGGCAGCAUAACACUGACCUGCUCAGUGGACGGAUCUGAUGACUGGAAGUUUGACUGGUUCAGAAAUGGGAGACAAUAUUCUGUAGGUCGGAUCAGAGGAAACACUGAACCAUACAGAGUCAUCAGUGUCUCAGAGGGAGGAGUUUAUAGCUGUAGAGGAGGAAGAGAAAGAGGAGGAGGAGGAGGAGAUCCAGUUUUUCAAACAGAAACAAGCAACGAAGUCCCUAUUCAGAAAACUGUGUCCAAGCCGACUGUGACCCUGCAGCCCACCUGGCCUGUUAUUUAUAGAGGAGAGACGGUCACUCUGAGAUGUGAAAUCCAGGAUGAUGGAGGAACUCAGUGGACGUAUGAAUGGAGACCAACCAAUAGAAACUCUCCAACAUCGAGUGAAUACAGGAUCAACAGAGUGUCUGAGUAUGACAAUGGAGAAUACAGAUGUAAGGCUAAAAGAGGUCGUCAGCUCACAGAUUGGAGUGACGCCUUCAGACUGACUGUGAGAUCUGAUAAACCCAGAGCCACAGUGACAGCACACAGAACAACCAUACCAGCAGGGGGCAGUGUUACACUGAGCUGCUCUGUAGAAGGAUCUGGUGACUGGAAGUUUGACUGGUUCAGAAACGGACAACAAUAUCCUGUGGAUCAGAUCAGAGUCAUCAGCGUCUCAGAGGGAGGAGAGUACAGCUGCAGAGGGCAAAGAGGAAAUCCAGUUUUUCAAACAGAAAAGAGCAGAGAAGUCUCUAUUCAGAAAACUGUGUCUCGGCCGACUGUGACCCUGCAGCCCAACUGGCCUGUUGUAUUCAGAGGAGAGACGGUCACUCUGAGAUGUGAGAUCCAGGGAGGAGGAGGAACUCAGUGGAAAUAUGAAUGGUUUCCAGCCAAUAGAAACUCUCCAUCAUCCAGUGAAUACAGGAUCAGCAGCGUCUCUGACUCUGAUGGAAGAAACUACUGUUGUAAGGCUCACAGUGACCAUCAGAUAACAAACUGGAGCUCUGCCUUCAGACUGACCGUGGAUGGAAAUAGACCCACACCCUCACUAACAGCGAAGAAUUAUAACAUACCAGCAGGGGGCAGUGUAGCUCUGAGCUGCUCUGUUCGUGGAUCUGCUGGCUGGAGGUUUGACUGGUUCAGACAGGAAUCAGUGCAUCAUUCAGCUCAGUCCAUCAGAAACAAUGAAUCAAGUGGAACCAUCAGUGUCUCAAAUGAAGGCGUUUACAGCUGCAGAGGAGGAAGAGGAGAUCCAGUUUUCUACACUGAAACCAGCAGUGAAGUCACCAUUCAGAAAACUGUUCCCAUCACACCCACUGUGAUCCAACAACCCAACUGGUCUCAGAUCUACAGAGGAGAGAAAGUCACUCUGAGAUGUGAGAUCCAGGGAGGAACUCAGUGGACGUAUGAAUGGAGAACAACCAAUAGAAACUCUCCAUCAUCCAGUGAAUACAGGAUCACUGCUGACAGCAGUGGAGAUUAUGGCUGCAGAGGAAGACGAGACAGAUUUACCUUAACAGAGUGGAGAGUCAUCAGGUUAAAUGUGUCCUCGUCUCCCCCUCAGCCUGUCCUCUCUGUGUCUCCAUCAUGGCUGAAUCCUGGAGCCUCAGUGACUCUGAGCUGUGAGGGUUUGGAGCAUCAACCAGCAGGAUGGAGGUUCUACUGGUAUAAAGCUGUUCCUAAACCAAUCAGCAGUUCCUACACCUUUGACCUGCUGCCUGGCAGCACCAAUGGGACUGAGCAGAACUCCUUCAUCAUUCAGGGACAGAACCACACAGCAGGAUUUGUGUGCAGAGCAGGAAGAGGAGAACCAGAGUUUUACACUUAUUAUAGUGAACCAAAGUUUAUCUGGUCUGCAGACUCUCAUCCAGCAGCUUCUCUCUCAGUGAGUCCUGACAGAGUUCAGCAUGUAAUUGAUCAGCCUGUCACACUGAAAUGCAGCGGGAACGACACCAAGUGGAGAGUGAGGAGGUUUACAGAAACAACCAGUCCAUCACACGUUCAGUGCUCCAACUGGGGAACGAUGCAUGGAUCCUCAUGUACCAUUAACAGACUGUGGUACCACAGUGGAGUUUACUGGUGUGAGUCUGAAUCAGGAGAAUUCAGCAAUGCAGUCAACAUCACUGUACAGGAUGAUUACGAUGGUAUUAUCCUGCUGAGUCCUGUUCAUCCUGUGACUGAGGGAGAUCCUGUUACUCUGAGCUGCAGAGAUAAAAAACAACAACUUCUCUCCAAUGUGUUUUUCUAUCACAAUGAUAAACUCAUCCAGAAUGACAGCAGAGAGGAGCUGAAUAUCUCUGCAGUGUCAAAGUCAGAUGAAGGUUUCUACAAAUGUCAACAUUCAGGAAAAGAUUCACCAAGAAGCUGGAUGUCUGUUAGAGUAACUGUGUCCAGUCCUGUCAGCCCCUCGUCUCCUUUACUGCUGAUCAUUGGACCCAUUAGUGGAAUCAUUCUGAUUAUUUUCCUUCUCUUGUUGUGGCGCUACAGGCAGCCCAAAGAUUUAUGCUCUUUCAGAUCAGAAAAAAACUAUCGGAGGUCGACCACCGACCACGGAGCGGAGAAUGAGAUCAGCUCUCCUUCUCAAGAUGCUGCUCUCUAUGAAUCAGUCAAGCCUUCUGAAGCCACUGCAGCUGAACCCAGAGAAAUAACGUACGCCAUCAUUAAGUUCAAAAAGCUGAGAAAAAAGAAGAAACCACGUAAGCCUGAGGAACGCGUUAUUUACGCUGAAGUGAAAACAAGAGCUGAAGAACUCGCUCCAACCUACGCUGAAAUCAAUAAGAACAAAGCCAAGCAAGACAGGAAAGAAGAACCUGCAGCAACAGAUGAAUCAGUUUAUUCUGAAAUCAAAUCAGUAUCAGCUCUGGACGAUGAAUCUGCCUUGUAGCACGCUGUGCUGGUCUCUCUCUCUAUAUAUAUAUAUAUAUAUAUAUGUAUGUUUAAUAUGCUUAGAAGUUCAUGUACACGCUUCAUGUUAGAUCAACAUUGUCUUUAAGUACAAGACUUAGCUUUCAAUGUCUUGAAUAUGUAUUUUGAAUAUAAUUAAUAUAUGUUAAAAUAUGUCUCUCACCCAAAAUGCUGCAUAAGUGUGAAAUAUAUGAUCAUUCAUUUCCUCUAUUACACAAUUAAUACAUAUCUAGCUGUAUUAAGUAAAAAUAAUACUGUAAGGGUAUCAGUAUUAAAAUCUAUGUCUUUUGGAAAUAAACAUAAUAGAAUUGUAUUAUACUGCAGUCUAAGCACUGUGUUAUUGUUUCCUAUUUCUACAAUGCUGAAGGCAAAAGAUGGGAAUAAUUGGCUGAAGUUAAUAGGUGAAAAAAUAAACGCCGUUACUUCUUAGAUUAAGCAUUAGAAACAGCUGAGCUGUCUUUAUUUUUAUUUUUUUACAAACAUGUUACAUUUAAUAAAUAUGUCACAUUUUAAUGU